Messenger RNA from Magallana angulata, 897 nucleotides. RefSeq lists its product as uncharacterized. The coding region runs from base 1 to 897 and encodes 298 amino acids. NCBI's taxonomy places the organism in Eukaryota, Metazoa, Mollusca, Bivalvia, Ostreida, Ostreidae. The record is from RefSeq and is a predicted model, not a curated record. The transcript has 6 exons.
AUGUCGGAGGAAUAUAAGGACAACAAGAGACGAUUAACUUCGGAUAGUUUGAUACCAAAACCGGGCAGUAAGACAGCCAUAACAGUGAGGGGAGCCAAUGAUGGGCAAGUCGACAUCGGCACGUUCACACCACCGCCCGCACAUUCGAACACUUCUCAACCAGCAUUGGUGGAUAAACUAAUGAUUCGAAUCGAAUACCACAGCAGUGGAAAGGAGAACUGUGUGAACCUGAUCAACGAGGUCUGUGAAGCAGAACAAAACAUUGUUGGCAUUAUUGAUCAUAUCGAGCGUGUCCUGGUAAAUGGUUGUACCAUUCCACCGGAUUGGGACGGAGAAUGGCACGACAGCAGUGAUACAACACAGGACAUCACGUUCACGCGGUCCAACAACUACGUUGUUGGGUGGAGCGUUACUGUGUUCCCCACCACUAUUACUUCUUGGACUUGUGUAGACGAAGACACGUCUAACAACUUUCUGCUUUUCAAGUCAAAUCAAACAUCACUUAGGUUUGGAAUCACGUUUGAUUUUUAUCGUUGCAUUAAAUGGGAAAGGUUGUCAGAUGUUUCAUUUGCCAUUGUUUUGUUUACAGAUGUUCAAAUUCUUGGGCAGGGCAAACGAUUUUAUGCGUUAUCAACUAAUAACGCUGCUGACACUAGUUCAGGGUGCAAUUCAAGUAACGGUAUACCUUCUGCCAUUGUGUUAGUUAAGAAAGGAUACAUUGAAAAUGCUAAACUUAGUUGUCCAAAGCCUUUCUUAGGAAGCUAUAACUAUUCUCCUAAUAAUGGAUCUACAACAUUUUGUGAUGGCACAAGUGUUUGGGAAGUUUGUGCCGAUCAAACACAAAUAGUCGUUAACUAUAACUUGUGUCCAACAAAACAGUUUUACUCAGGUAGGUGA